AAUCACUGUCAUGUUUGGUGCAUCUUAUUACAAAUAAAUACACUCAUCACCCUCCCCAUUCUGCUCAGCAGAGAUCAGAACCGUUCCUAUCUUUCUCUGCCUUUAAUAUUAUGGCUAUUGGCAAAGAAACGAUGCAACAACAACACAAGAAGGAGGAGGAGGAAUUCAUCUUCAAGUCCAGCCUUCCAGACAUCUACAUCCCCAACCACCUUCCCCUCCAUUCCUACAUCUUCCAGAACCUUCCGGACUUCGCCACGCGUCCCUGCCUCAUCAACGCCCCAACCGGACAAGUUUUCACCUACUCCGACGUCGACCUCAAGGCCAGAAGAGUCGCCUCAGGCCUCCACAAACACGGAAUCCGCCAAGGUGACGUCAUCAUGAUCCUGCUCCCAAACUGCCCUCAAUUCGUCUUCUCCUUCCUAGGCGCAUCGUUCCGCGGCGCCAUCGCCACCGCCGCCAACCCGUUCUUCACGGCCGCCGAGAUAGCCAAGCAGGCCAAGGCCUCCAACGCCAGGCUGCUGGUAACGCAGUCCAGUUACUACGACAAGGUGAAGGACCUCCACGGCCACCUCAGCCUGGUGUUCGUGGACACUCCCCCGGAGGGGCACCUGCAUUUCUCGGAGCUGGAAGAGGCCGACGAGGAAGACAUCCCGGAGGUGAAGAUCAGCCCGGAGGACGUGGUGGCGCUGCCGUACUCGUCGGGAACAACGGGACUGCCGAAAGGUGUGAUGCUGAGUCACAGGGGGUUGGUGACGAGCGUGGGGCAGCAAGUGGACGGAGAGAACCCAAACCUUUACUAUCACAGCGAGGAUGUGAUCAUGUGCGUGCUCCCCAUGUUCCACAUAUACUCCCUCAACUCCGUCCUGCUCUGCGGCCUCAGGGCCAAGGCUGCCAUCGUCUUGAUGCCCAAAUUCGAGAUCACUGCCUUCCUCGCCUUGGUGCAGAAGCAUCGGGUCACCAUAUGCCCCGUCGUGCCUCCCAUCAUUCUCGCCAUUGCAAAGUGCCCGGAUCUCCACAACUACGACCUUUCUUCCAUCCGAGUCCUUAAAUCCGGCGGCGCUCCCCUCGCCAAGGACCUUGAAGACACCGUCCGCCUCAAAUUCCCCAACGCCAAGCUUGGGCAGGGAUAUGGGAUGACAGAGGCUGGUCCAGUGUUAACGAUGUGCUUAACAUUCGCCAAAGAAGCCAUAGAUGGAAAACCAGGUGCAUGUGGCACCGUCGUCAGAAACGCUGAGUUGAAGAUUGUUGAUCCUGAAACCGAAAAAUCUCUCCCGAGAAAUCAACCGGGUGAAAUUUGUAUUAGGGGCCACCAGAUCAUGAAAGGUUAUCUAAACGAUCCAGAGGCAACAGAGAGAACAAUUGACAAGGAAGGGUGGUUGCACACGGGUGACAUUUCUGAUGUUGCUGUUGUCCCGAUGAAAGAUGAAGCGGCCGGUGAGGUGCCAGUUGCAUUUGUCGUGAGAGCAAAUGGUCACAGUGACACAACUGAGGAUGAGAUUAAGCAAUUCGUUUCCAAACAGGUGGUGUUUUACAAGAGAAUUAACCGAGUUUUCUUCGUUGAUGCCAUUCCCAAGUCACCCUCCGGCAAAAUAUUACGAAAGGAUCUAAGGGCAAGGCUCGCACUACCUCUUCCAAAUUGAAUUCGUUAAUAUUACCAUUUCCAUAAUACAAUAAAUAUUACACAAAUUUGUAUUAUAUUCCAUAUUUACAUACCAUGGCUUGGCUCCCCGCUUAAGCUUCAAUUAUCUUCUAACUGAAGAAAACAGCAGACGCCAGGCUUCAGCCUUUAGACCAAGCAUUAGCAUACGUGUGGUAUCAUAUCAGCCAUGUAUAACUAAUUAAUGUGAGGUGAGACGUGUUCUUUUUAUGUCCAA
Messenger RNA from Arachis duranensis, 1874 nucleotides. RefSeq names its product 4-coumarate:CoA ligase 1-like. Lineage: Eukaryota; Viridiplantae; Streptophyta; Magnoliopsida; Fabales; Fabaceae. Gene Ontology annotation, molecular function: CoA-ligase activity. The record is from RefSeq and is a predicted model, not a curated record.